This is a messenger RNA of Polypterus senegalus (gray bichir), 2807 nucleotides long. RefSeq names its product glycolipid transfer protein a (gene gltpa). Gene Ontology annotation, biological process: intermembrane lipid transfer; ceramide transport. Gene Ontology annotation, cellular component: cytosol; membrane; cytoplasm. The transcript has 5 exons. The record is from RefSeq and is a predicted model, not a curated record. Gene Ontology annotation, molecular function: ceramide 1-phosphate binding; ceramide 1-phosphate transfer activity. Lineage: Eukaryota; Metazoa; Chordata; Cladistia; Polypteriformes; Polypteridae. The coding region runs from base 131 to 760 and encodes 209 amino acids.
UUUCAUUCGCUACUUGCGCGUGAGGAGCUUUCCUCGCGGUUCCGGGUUCGCCGUUUCCCAGUUUGACACAAAUUUCUUAUUCGUCUCUCGUUCCCCGCUGAAGUGGAAAGCAACCUUUUUGAAGCUAACCAUGGCUCUUCUAAUGGAGCACCAGUUUAAGCAGCUGCCGGCUGAUAAGCAGGUGGACACGCGGUCGUUUCUUGAGGCGGUAUCCUACCUGCCGUCUUUCUUCGAUUGCUUGGGUUCAAAGGUAUUUUCUCCAAUCAAAGCUGACAUAAGUGGAAAUAUUACUAAAAUCAAAGCUGUUUACGAUACAAACCCCACCAGGUUUAAAACUCUUCAGCAGAUUCUGGAAGCAGAGAAAGAGAUGUAUGGGUCAGAGUGGCCAAAAGUAGGGGCAACAUUAGCACUUAUGUGGCUGAAAAGAGGCCUUAAGUUCAUCCAAGUUUUGCUACAAAGUAUUGCUGAUGGAGAACGUGAUGAUGCAAACCCUAAUCUUAUUCGAGUAAAUGCCACUAAAGCUUAUGAGAUUGCACUGAAAAAGUACCAUAGCUGGCUGAUCCAGAAAAUCUUCCAUACAGCUCUUUAUGCCGCUCCCUACAAAUCUGACUUCCUGAAAGCUCUGUCCAAAGGACGGGAUGUCAAAGAGGAGGAGUGCAUGGAGAAAAUCCGCCAGUUCUUGUUAAACUAUACAGCCACAAUUGAUGCCAUUUAUGAAAUGUACACAAAAAUGAAUGCAGAACUGGACUACAAGGCUUGAUGUUAGGGCUCUGGGAAAACACUCAGAUGCCUAUAUAUAUAUAUAUAUAUAUAUAAAAAAAAAACUUUCACCUCAUUUUCUUUCCAAAGCAAUAACUUGGAGACUUCUCUUCCAGCUCUGUGAUGGUGGUCUCUUACAGAAGUGAGGGAGAAACUAUGAUGAGAAAGAACUCAAGUGUUACCUCAUGGUACAGUUGGCUUGUUUCUGCCUGAUGACAGUUUCAUAUUCUGUGCCCGGGGGAGUGGGGAAUAUGUUUUCUAUGAAGGAAAAAAAUCCCCAGAAUUCAACCAACAUAUAUAAGGUUUGAUCACUAUAGAUGGCCUCAGUUUUUUUUCAGAAAUUGUAAAGGUUUAAGGUUGACUGCUGUUACCCCCCCAAACAAAAAGCCUAACAAGAAAGUCAGUGUGACUGAAAUACUUUAAUUUCUGUUAUUUUUUUUAUUAAAGACACAUUACUAACUUUUGCACAAAUCUAAUCAGAAAAUAGCUGAGAGUUUGAGGUUAAGUGCCGAAAAAUGGAAAUUUGAUUUUACAGCAUGGAUAAAGUACAGUGAACGUAAUUAGGAAACUCUUAGUUUAAAAGAAUGUGGUCUUAUUAGUUGGUUUCUUGAAAUUCCAGUUUAAGUUACUAUACUUUGCUAAAGACAGAUCUAAUAACUGAUCCUGGCCACCAUGCUGGAACUUGCUUUAAUAAAAAAAAUAACCUGUCAUUACAGGUACAGCCUUAGUUUAAACAGUUUCCAGAGGUGCAAAAGGGAGCUGACUUCACAGAAUCUGAUCUGGAGCUCAACAAGAGACUUAUUAUCCUUUUUGUGGAUUUUACUGGUAGCUUUAUUCUGAAUGAUUGGUCUGAAUUCUACAAAGUACUUAAGCACAUGUGCUGCUUAGUUGACUGGUGCAAUGUUUAAAUAUAUUUUAAGACUUACUGGGUAUGCUAAGUAAUUCUGUUAGUGGUACGGGAAUAUGUUUGACCGUCCAAGAAGAAAAAGGAGAAAAAAGAGACUAAUUUGUAGGACUUGUUUUUUUUUUUUAUUCUGGAUUUUUCUGUUCAUUCUACAGUGGCAUAUCACUGAAAUAAUGUGUUUAUUAAGUUAUCAUUACUGGCACAUUUUUAUAGCUUGCAGAACACAAGUGCCUUUUUAGAAAGUGCUGUACAGGUAUCAUGGGUGAGAGAAUUCAUGUAAAAAGUGUCUAAAUAAUACCAUCAUAUUUGAUAGGAACGUUGGAGUACCAUUGAACAUUUGGAAUUUGGCAAGUACGUGUUCAAACUUGACUAUAUAUAAGCAUUUUGACAAAUAAAGUGCAGGUUUACAUAAAAGAAGGAAAUAACACUUGCUUUCAAGAUUAUUAAUUAUGUUACAUUGUUAGAGUAAGAUUUUUUUUUUUUUUUUAAAUAGUUGACAGUUUUUGCUGAGCAAUUUUAUAUUACUUUCCACUUCAGAGUGCUAAUUUGUAAAGUGGGUUGAGGGUAAUGAGACUUAUUUUGAUAUCAUGCAAGAAAUUAGAUUGAUUUUUUUAAACUUCAUAUAAAGAGUGACAGAUGUUACUUUAGUUCUUAAUCACUAGUAUCAUCAUACUGAAACGAGGUAAAAAAAACUAGUUCUUGGUGAUAUAUAUAACACGCUUUAGUUGGAAAUAGCACAUUAUGUUAAUCGGAAUUUACAUUCAUAUUUCACAGAAGAAUUGUGUUCUUAUUUUGGCAGAAAAAUGAAGUAAAGCCUUUUUCAAUUUUGUAGAAUACAAAUGUGGUGCAUUUUAGUACAACUAAUUGUGUUUGCAGCAGAAACAUGUAAGCUAUAUUGUUGAUGAAAUAAUCACUCUUACUUUUUAUCCAAUUAGGUUCUAAUUGUAGAAUAAUAUGUAUGCUUAAUUGUAAUUGAAUGUCUAGACAGUGGCUUCAAAUUCUGUAAACAGCAACUUUUCAGUAUGUUAUUUUACAGAAUGAAAGUGUUUUCAGUUAUAAAAUGUUAUGUUCUGAUGUUACUUUGUCAUCCUACAAUAAACAACUGAUGUACUAGUUUACGUUCCCCAGUAAUGUUCAGCAGCCG